UCUUGUCAAAGGAGGAUGAGUGUCUUUGACAGCCCUUAUUUUCGAAUCAAUAAGUUCUUCCUUACAUGCACUGGACUAUGGCCUUAUCUUAGUUCCGAAAGAAAACUAUUUACGCGAAUUAUUGUCAACACUAUUUUAAUUAUAUAUCUCAUUCCCACAAGCAGCGGAUUGUAUGAAAUAUGGGGCAAACUAGAUUUAAUGGUUGAAUGUUUUAUUCCUGUUUUUACGGGUUUUGGAUGUUUAAUGUGUUCAAUGACUUGUAUAUAUAAGGAAAAAGAAAUUAAAAAACUUUUGAAUCAUAUCAAAAGGGAUUGGGAAUUUUUUUCAUCAGAAGGAGAUAUUACCGCUCUUGAGUGUCAUGCAAAAAGUGGAAGGAUUUUAACUUUACUUUAUUCUGGUUGUAUGAUAUCUGCCAGUUUUAUAUUUAUUUUAACUACCAUUUCACCUCAAAUUCUAGACAUUCUUAUACCAUUAAAUGAAACACGACCAAAAAAAUUGGCAGCAAAUGUAAAAUAUUUUUUUAGUUGGGAGGAAUAUUUUUACUAUGUUGUACUUCAUUUAACAAUAUCAAGUGUAGUUGAAGUUGCUGUUGUGAUUGGAUGCAGAUCAACUUUUUCAGUAUUUAUUGAACAUGCUUGUGGAUUAUUUGCCAAUGUUGGGCAUAGACUGCAAAAAAUAAUGCAUAAUAUAAAUAUGGAUAAAUCUAAUUGGAAUCCACAUUUGGAAGAAAAAAUUUAUAGAGAUGUAACUUUUUGUAUAGAAUGUCAUCAACAUGCAAUUGAAUUUACAAAAAUUAUUGAAUCUUGUUUUUCUGCUUGUUUCUUUAUUAUCAUGGGAAUAACAGUCAUUCUACUAAGCGCAACAUUAAUUCAGAGUGUAUUGCAUAUUGAUCGAUUUGAUGAUGCUGCAAAAUUUGGUUCUUAUUCACUUGGCUUAAUAUUGGAUUUGUACUUUAAUAAUGUACCUGGUCAACGAUUGCUAGAUGGAAGUAGUUAUUAUCUUUCAAAUCAAGUGUUUGGUGGAAAGUGGUAUAAAUUACCUUUAAAAUCGAAAAAACUACUAAUUAUGAUAAUAAUGAGAACAAAUUUUCCAUGUACAUUAACAGUUGGAAAAUUGUUUGUGUUGAAUAUGAAUAAUUUUUCUAAAGUUUUACACGCUUCGGUUUCUUACUUCACAUUACUGUCUUCGCUGAGAACUUAAAAUUUUUUUAUA
Messenger RNA from Leptopilina boulardi, 1212 nucleotides. RefSeq lists its product as uncharacterized. Gene Ontology annotation, biological process: detection of chemical stimulus involved in sensory perception of smell; sensory perception of smell. Gene Ontology annotation, molecular function: odorant binding; olfactory receptor activity. Lineage: Eukaryota; Metazoa; Arthropoda; Insecta; Hymenoptera; Figitidae. The coding region runs from base 16 to 1200 and encodes 394 amino acids. Gene Ontology annotation, cellular component: plasma membrane. The record is from RefSeq and is a predicted model, not a curated record. The transcript is spliced from 9 exons.